Blastomyces gilchristii SLH14081 is the source of this 349-nucleotide messenger RNA. RefSeq lists its product as uncharacterized. The transcript has a single exon. Bases 5 to 349 code for a protein of 114 amino acids. The record is from RefSeq and is a predicted model, not a curated record. NCBI's taxonomy places the organism in Eukaryota, Fungi, Ascomycota, Eurotiomycetes, Onygenales, Ajellomycetaceae.
GACGAUGACAAUGGCGGGAAGAAGGGUCCUGAAGGCCGUGAUGGCAGCGAAGGAAAGAAGCCGCUACCAAGGUCACAACGCUUCAGCCAAGGCUUCAAAAACAACACCUCGGAUCGAAAACAAAUACACACUGCCUUGUCCUCCUGAACCCCCGUCUGUGGAAGGAGUCCUGAACUGGUUGGAUCAUGUGGAAGAUCUGGGAUCUUUUGCAAAGGCAAUCACGCCCAUUUCGCCACUGGAAUCUGAAAACUUAAAACAAGAAGAAAAAUCAUGGACCAACAGGUGGUGGAACACAAAAAUGGCGAGUCUGCGCUUGGUCCGCAAAAGACUGCAGCUGCCGUUACAUUAA